CCGUUGGUUGCAAACAUCGUCAGCUGAUCGCAACGCAACGUGAAAAAAUGAUGGACAAACUUUGAUUAGCAGUUUUGUUUUUGAUUUUGUUUUAAAUUUUGUUUAUUGUUGAUUAAGUUUUUAUAGUUUUUUUUUUCUGCUUUGUUUUGGAGCGCUCGUGAAUUCCUGCGGUGUUUCUGUGGCAAGUAAAGAAAAAUGUUCGACUUAAGGCUGUGCCCGUGCAUUUUACUGGUUCUCCUGGUAUCAACAUAUGGUGAAAAUGCUGCUAAAAACGAAACCAAAAUCGAAAUCCCUCACGUGAAGAAUGUAACCACUGUUGCACCUUCGGAUGUGCAGAUUUUGGAGGGUGGAAAGGUUUCCAUCACAUCCACAACGGAAAAGACCACCACAGAGAUGAACAGGUUGUAUGGUAGGGAGCAAAUCACCAAUGCUCCCACAACAAUCAACAAUACAAGUUCGACAGUUAAAGAAACCAUUGAUGUGGUUACUGCGACAAGUACUGUUGCUAAUAAAACAAGUGUGAGCACAACCACUGAAAAGGUUAUUCCGGUGAGUGAAAAGAUUGAUGCACCAACAAACAUUACAAGCCACAAGAAAACUGUUCCAAAGAAAGGGGUUAAUUUCACAACGGAGGUGCAAAAGAAUGUUACUGAAACAAAACCACUUACAAAACAAUCUGCUAAUGUUACUCUAGCUGCAAGUAGCACAACUACAGCGAGUACAACCACUUCAACAACAACAACUACUUCCACUACUACUACUACCACAACAACGACAACUGAAAGAAUUAGGAAACCUUUAUUCACAAUUGCCAGCGAUGAAGAGCCAUUUGCCCCAUCAAACUUUGUUGCUGGCAAGGGGAAGAACAGCUCUACAUUGCCAAAAGUGGAGAGUGUCAAGUCUUACGACUCGACCAAGAAAAGUGGACCUGACUACAUUGUGCCAAUUGUCGCUGUGAUCCUGUCUGUGCCACUCGUCGCAAUCCUGCUGAACGCAGUCUACAAACGCACCAAGGAGUGGUGGUAUCACAGGCACUACAGCCGCAUGGACUUCUUGAUCGAUGGAAUGUAUAAUAAUUAAUCAUGCACUAGGUUACAUACAUAUACAUAUAUCUCUUAUGAGAGCUCAGCUAGCACACAUACUUUACUUUUAUACAUAUUACGGUUUGUUUUAAAUUAAGCUACUUCGGUGCUGAACAUUGCAAUAAAAAUGAUGA
This is a messenger RNA of Nicrophorus vespilloides, 1216 nucleotides long. Its product is annotated as cell wall protein DAN4. Lineage: Eukaryota; Metazoa; Arthropoda; Insecta; Coleoptera; Silphidae. The transcript has a single exon. The record is from RefSeq and is a predicted model, not a curated record. Bases 196 to 1080 code for a protein of 294 amino acids.